UCAUCGGAGACGACGGAAUGGGCGAAGAUCUUCUUCUGGAUCUCCGGGGAGCGACGAUCGGUGGCGAGCUGGGGGAGCGGAAACCCUCCGAUCUCGCUCCCCAACCAGCCAAACACUUGCCCUUUGCUCGCCCUCGACAUUGGAGGAACUCUGAUUAAGUUGGUGUAUUUCAAACCUGAUAAUGAGGGAAAUGCUGGAGGGAAGCUCCAUUUCGUCAACUUUCAAACACGGUGUCUUGAUGAAUGUCUGGAGUUCAUAAAAUCCUAUAAGUUUAUUGGCAAUGGUGUGAUACAUGAGGCUUCAACCAGUGCAAAUUUGACAAUAAAGGCUACAGGAGGUGGGGCUUACAAAUUCUCUGAUGUCUUUCGAGAGAAGCUUGGGGUUACUCUUCAUAAGCUGGAUGAAAUUGAUAGCGUUGUGGAUGGGGCAAAUUUUUUGUUAAAGAAAAUCCCAUGCGAGUCUUUCAUUCACAAGAAUGGAAGAAGGGAGCCCAUAAAUAUCAACACGACAAACUUAUUUCCUUACCUUCUUGUCAAUAUUGGCUCUGGUGUGAGUAUGAUAAAGGUCAUGGGGAACAAGAAGUUUGAAAGAGUAACAGGGACACAUGUCGGUGCUGGUACCAUGUUUGGUCUAGCAAAACUGUUAACUGGUUGCAUGAGGUAUGAUGAAUUUUUAGAGUUGAGUCGGCAGGGGGAUAAUCUUGUGCUAGACUUAAUUGUCAAAGAUAUUUGUGGAGAGCUAGUUGGUCAAAAGCAAGGGCUUUCAGCAUCAACUCUUGCUUCUAGCUUUGGAAAGGUAAUAAAUUCUAGAAAGCAGCUUUCGGAUUAUAAAUCAGAGGACCUUGCUAAGACGUUGUUGAGUGCAUUUACUUAUAACAUUGCACAAGUCUCCUACUUAGUUGCAGCAUUACUAGGCCUUAAAAGAGUCUUUUUUGGAGGAUCUUACAUACGCGGUCAUGCAAGCACAAUGGACAAUAUUUCAUAUGCAAUUGAUUAUUGGUCCAAGGGGCAAAUGCAAGCUUUAUUCUUGCGCCAUGAGGGAUUUUUGGGAGCAUUAGGUGCAUUCAUGGAUUAUGAAAAUAUUGACACCUAUGAUUUGCCACUUGAAGACACAAAAGAAAAGGAGCCCUUGCAUGACACUUUUACAUCCCCUGAUGGAAUUUCAACAACUGAACACAAUGAAAGCAGCAUUUUUCCAUAUCUUCUUGUUAAUAUUGGAUCAGGUGUUAGUAUGGUUGAGGUAACUGGGAAAGGAAAGUUUGAGCGAAUAAUCGGGACACAUCUAGGUGGUGGUACCAUACUUGGUCUUGCAAGAUUGUUGACAGGCUGUGCCAGUUAUGAAGAAUUCUUAGAGUUGAGCCAAAGGGGGAACACUCUUGCGGUUGACUUGACUGUUGGGGAUAUCUAUGGUGAGCAUGGUUAUUCAAAGCAUAAUCUUCCAGCGUCAACCACCGCAGCUAGUUUUGGGAAGGUAUCUUCCAAUAAGCUUUCAGACUACAAAGCAGAGGACCUUGCUGCAGCCCUUUUGAAUGCUUUCACCUACAAUGUAGGACAAAUAUCUUAUUUUGUGGCAAAACUAUCAGGCCUCAGGAGGAUCUUCUUCCGUGGGACUUACGUAUGUGGCCAUGCAAAGACAAUGGAGAAGAUUUCUCGUUCACUAAAAUAUUGGUCGAAAGACGAAUUGCAAACAACAUUCCUAUGUCAUGAGGGGUUCAUGGGAGCGGUUGGUGCAUUUUGGAGUUAUGAAAAUAUGGGUAUUGCUAACUUGGAAACUGAAGAGAUUAUGAGACAAGUCUUGCUUGGUGCUCCUUAUACAGGCGGGAACGGUCCUGCUUUACCCUUGGCCGCUCACUUGUCUCUUACUGGAGGUGGUGAUGUCAGCUUCAGGGAUGAAGUAGAAAGAUUGCAGCAUGAUAAUAAUGAAAUGAAGGAUGAAAUUGAGAGAUUACGACAAGAGAAUGCACAACUGAAGGCUGCGUUGCAGAAAAUCAGAUUAGAUACUGCUUUUGAUGGUAAGAAUACACCACCUUCAUAACCUCAGGUAUUUCAUCUCUAUUGUUUGUCUUAUAUAUAUAUAUAUAUAUAUAUAUAUAUAUAUUAGCAUU
This is a messenger RNA of Dioscorea cayenensis subsp. rotundata (Guinea yam), 2104 nucleotides long. RefSeq names its product pantothenate kinase 1-like. Gene Ontology annotation, molecular function: pantothenate kinase activity; ATP binding. Gene Ontology annotation, biological process: coenzyme A biosynthetic process. NCBI's taxonomy places the organism in Eukaryota, Viridiplantae, Streptophyta, Magnoliopsida, Dioscoreales, Dioscoreaceae. Gene Ontology annotation, cellular component: nucleus; cytosol. The record is from RefSeq and is a predicted model, not a curated record. The annotation marks the transcript as partial. The transcript is spliced from 17 exons.